Messenger RNA from Triticum dicoccoides, 1224 nucleotides. RefSeq lists its product as uncharacterized. The transcript is spliced from 5 exons. The record is from RefSeq and is a predicted model, not a curated record. NCBI's taxonomy places the organism in Eukaryota, Viridiplantae, Streptophyta, Magnoliopsida, Poales, Poaceae. Bases 65 to 889 code for a protein of 274 amino acids.
ACUUCAGUCCCUAGCUGCCCUCCUUUCUCCCCGCACUGGUGUUCAAAUCUAGAGAAGAAGAAAAAUGGAGGACAAUGGUGGAGGUGCAGUUGCCGCGGGUUCAAGUGGAACAGCAGCCGGUAGUUCGUCGGCCGGUACUCGUUCUUGCUUGACAGAAGAUGAAUACCAAAAGCUGGUCAACGCAGUACGCCCAUGGUUUCGUAGUGUGGUGAGGAUUAUCCGGACAAGGGGGACUAAGAAAAAGAAGGAAGCUAUAUACACUAGCAAUGCUCUCGUGGUGCUUUCACGUGCAGAGAGGAGUUUUUUUGUCACGUGCAACCAUAAUCUGGGUCGCAAUCCAAAAGAUGCAACAAUUAGAUUGUACAAUGGAACAAAAGACUAUCCCAUUGACAUGAUUCACUACCGAGAUUCAGAUCUUGACCUUUUAUUAUUUUCGGUCAAGAAUGUUCCCGUAUUACAAGAACUUCCCAUGUUCUGUCCCAAAUCGGAAGAACCAUCGCGUUUUGACCUGGUUGCAGUACUUGGGUUCAGCUGCCCAAAAGUACAAGUCGAUCAACCACUGGAGGACCUGGUAUUGGUGAAAGAACCAACAAUCCUUCCAGGAGAAAUAGUAGAUGAACCAUUUCAUGAGACGAAGUACAAGCUGAACCUUAUAAAUAGUUGUAGCACCACAGCAGGUAUAUCAGGUUCCCCAUUGUUUAAUGAAAUGGGUAAGGUCGUUGGCAUACACCUAGCUACUGACAAAACUAUGAGGGAGGCUGCCUCUGCUGAUACACUGCUGGUACGGCUGAAAAGAUGGCUUAGAGAUGGAGAAGAUAGCAAUACCAUUGAGCAGUUGGUUGAAAAGGUCUAUGAGAAGUUCAGCCAUGGUGGCAAAAGCAAACGUUGAGCUGUCAACUUAAGAAGUUAACAAUGAAGAGCAAACAGAUAAGAAGAGGGCUAGUGAAGACAAAGAAGUGGGGAAGACUCACUCGCUCUUUCUUUGUGCUAAGAAGAUGAAGAUUAAUUUAUGUUCUUGUUCUUGUAAAAGUAAUGAACCUUCUGUUGGCUGUCGCACUGAAGUUCGUGUAGUUGGUGUCGUGGAACUUUAGCAAUGUUGCUGUGUUGUACUAGUACUUCUUUUGAACUUCACAUUGCUUCUGACGCUAUUUGAAAGAACAAUGAGUAUGAUGUAACUUCAAUAACUUCAUUAGUUAUAGGUUUGUCGCAGGGCGGAGCAGUGAA